Drosophila eugracilis is the source of this 2034-nucleotide messenger RNA. It is a transcript of the gene Lsd-2, whose product is annotated as lipid storage droplets surface-binding protein 2. Bases 270 to 1337 code for a protein of 355 amino acids. The transcript is spliced from 4 exons. The record is from RefSeq and is a predicted model, not a curated record. Gene Ontology annotation, cellular component: lipid droplet; cytosol. Gene Ontology annotation, biological process: positive regulation of triglyceride storage; lipid storage. Lineage: Eukaryota; Metazoa; Arthropoda; Insecta; Diptera; Drosophilidae.
GCUCGCAAAUCAGUCAGAGUGCCCCAGCUAACAGUCGUGUGCAGACGUGCCAAGAAAGUGCUACAAGAAAAAUAUAAAAGUGCUCCAAGUAUACAGAGACAUACACCCUAAAACGCACACACGUUAAGCUGUUUUUUUGAUCGUGAAAGAAAAGAAACAAGGAGAAAAGUGCGGUGGCAAGCGAAAGAGCUUGAUAGAGAAAGACCGAGAAGCGAAAGAAAGAAAAAGUGAAAAGGGCAGCAGAAACAAGAAACAGACAAAAAAAGAUCAUGGCCAGUGCAGAGCAGAAACACGCCACCGCCACCGGGAAUGGAACAACCGGCAAUGGAACUAUCACCGAUGUCGUCGAACAGCCUAAGGAUGCCAAGGACCUGUUGCCGCACUUGGAGUCUCUCGAAAGGAUCAUCAAAUUGCCGGUGGUGAAUGCGGCAUGGGACAAAUCCCAGGAUGUGUAUGGCAAAGUAAAAGGAAAAAAUCGUGUUUUUGAAUGGGCUUUAACGGCGGCCGAGGAUUGUGUGACGAGAGCUGUGACAACCGCGGCUCCUUUCGUCACCAAACUGGACCGACCCAUCGCCUAUGUGGACCAAACUUUGGUCAAGGGCAUCGAUAAGCUGGAGGUUAAGGCGCCCAUCAUCAAGGACACACCCCAGGAGAUUUACAACCAGGCCAAGAGCAAGGUGAUCGAUGUGGUGCAGCCUCAUCUGGAACGUGUUGUUAAGUUCAAGGCAGCCGGCCAGCAGAAGGCCGCUUCCCUGAAGGAUCUUGCCUGGCAGAAGGCCAACGAGGUGCUGGCCACCCAGUACGGCAGCCUGGCUGUCAAUGGAGUGGACACCACCACGGCGCUGGCUGAACGACUCCUGGAAUACUACUUCCCCAAGUGCGAGUCCGAUGUGGAGGAGGAUAAUGAUGAUAAACAAAAUGCCGUCGUGCAGAAUGGCAAGAGUUCUGAAAAUGACAUGCCAGUUCCCGCCAGCGAGGAUCCAGUCCUACACACAGUACAGACAGUUGGACGGCUAUCCAACAAGAUCUCGCGUCGCGUCUAUAGAAAUGUCUCCCGACAGAUCAAGCAGGUCCAGAAGGGCAACAUCAACGACUAUCUAAGCUCUUUGAUAGCUGCUCUCAAGUUGCAUCAGUACAUCAAUUUCAUAAACUCGUCGAUGGGCACGAAUGUGGAGCAGUCGGGCAAUAGCAGCGACACCUGUUCGCCAUUUGGUACAACCAGCACUAGCAGCAGCAGCAACAACACCACCACUUCCACCAGCAACAACGCAGCAGUUGUGGCCAAGCCGCAGGUGGCUAAAAGCAAACAGGCAGCGGCGGCGGUGUCUUCCCAGUAGUGGAUUCAACAGCAGCCCAUUUAUUUACUAUAUCUAUAGCUAGAUAUUAUCCUUUUUCACCCAUGCACACACACACACACACACUAAGACCCCCUAAAACACCACCCACGCCGCCCAUUUUAUAUUGUAUUUUAUAAUUUCGCCCCCCCUUUUUUUUGCUCAAUUUUUUUUUCAUUAAGUACUUGCCUAUACAAGUGGUGCGUACAACCAUAGAGGAUCAUUAAAAAGUGGAAAAGGUUUUUUAAACGCGACCGCCCUGAGCCCCGCCCCCUGCGCAACCAGCUUUGUAAAUAUUUAUUUGAAGUAUAGCCCUCAGCACCCUAGUUUUAAGGAUAUAUAAUAGUCGCAGAGAGUUCGGGAGUAAGAUGAGCGCGUUUUUUUUUUCGUCAAUUUUAGCUGUGCUAAAGUGCCACGCAUGCAUUGAAUAAUACAUAAUAUAUAUAUACACCUAUAUAUGCCUAAUAUAUACACAGAGAUAUAUAAUAUAUAUAUAAAGAAACAUACGCACACACGGUUGGCAUAGUGUGGUUUAGCUAUACGUAUACGUAAUCUAAUACCUAAUGCUAUUUCUAUCUCUAUUUAAUUUCCAUUGUACGCUCGCUGGGAGCCCAACCAGAGGAUGUCUAAUUGCUAAUGAAAAUGAAUUAUGAUAUAUAUAUAUAUAUAUAUAUAUGCAUAUAUAUAUGUAUAUACAUAA